CUCUAGCUAGUUGCUGCAGACUCCUCUGCCUGUCGUAGUUGAGUAAACUACAUAGAUAUUAGCGGGCGCACAGAAUGCAGCACAGCCGAACACGAGUGGAUUAAAACGGUAUGCUUCUUUAGAGUCAGUCAGUCGACCGUGUAACUAGAGGAAUAAACCCCAAAUACUUUCACACAUUACUUUACGCUAAUUUACUGAAACGUUAAGCCAGGUAGCGGUAACCCAGUAGUGCAUUGUGUAAUAAAGAGAGAUCGUCUGAAAUGGCUUCAUCUCCUUGCAGCAGUGUUAACUUUGAUUCCGGACUGGAAAUCAAAACUCGGUCGGUGGAACAAACACUUAUCCCAUUGGUCUCGCAGAUCACCACCCUGAUCAAUCACAAAGACAAACCAAAGAAGUCUGAGCGGACGCAGCAGGCCAUACAAAGGGUGGGCCAGGCUGUUAGUGUUGCUGUGGGUCGCUUCGUUGCCGUGGGCGAGGCCAUUGCCGUGGAGAACGAGGAGCUGAAGGAGGAGAUGGGCAUGGCCUGCUUCGAGGCCCGCAGAGCAGGGGAUGCCAUAGCCCAGCUGACAGACGUUGGGACUGUGGUGACUCCCCCUGUGGACGGACGCACAACAGUGUUCAGUGACCGGACAGGCAUGGUGAAGGCCGCCCGCAUGCUCCUCUCCUCCGUCACCAAAGUCCUGGUCCUCGCAGACCGCAUCGUUAUCAAACAGAUCAUCACCUCACGCAACAAAGUGCUAGUAACCUUGGAGCAGCUGGAGAGAGUGAGCACCUUCCAGGAGUUUGUCCAGAUCUUCAGCCAGUUCGGGAAUCAGAUGGUGGAGUUCGCCCACCUGACCGGGGACAGACAGAAUGACCUGAAGGACGAGAAUAAGAAGGCCAGGAUGGCAGCAGCCAGAGCAGUGCUGGAGAAAUGCACCAUGAUGCUGCUCACUGCGUCCAAGACUUGUCUCAGACACCCUGACUGCGAGUCGGCACGUAUCAACAAAGACGCCGUGUUUCACCGCAUGCGUUUCGCCCUGGAGCAGGUCAUGGAGAUCGUGACGGACGCUCGGCCCUGCGGGGAGACCAAGGUCCUUCCCCUCAGCAUUUACACCGGCAUCAAGGACUUCAAGUCAAACGUGGAAGGUCUGCGUGAGGGUCUGUACUUGCUGCCCCACCAGGCUCUGUCUGGCCAGCUAGAGGCGGUGGUGGAGAGGACAGAGGACUUCACUGACUCUGCCUACACCAGCCACGAGCACCGAGAGGGCAUCCUGCAGCUCUGCCAGCUCGUCCGCCAGGACACUGACCAGCUCAUCACAGCCUGGAUGGAGGCAAAGCAGUCUCUAAAUGCUAAAGAGGCCACGGAGGAGAUGGAGCUGUCUAUACUGAAGACCUGCCAAAGUGUCUACGAACUCCGCAGAGAGCUUCAUAAGGUGGCGGUGGGGCGGGCGGCGGACCAGCUGAAGCUGCACACGGAACACCUGCCUCUGCGGGCCCUGAAGGCCUCGGGGGGCGAGGGCAACCUGGAGGCUGUGGCAGAGUACGCCCGCACACUCGGCGAGCAGAAAGAACAGCUGGUGGAGACUUGUCGUCUGCUGUGUCACGUCUCGGGGACAGAGCCUCUGGAGAUCACCUGUAUACACGCUGAGGAGACCUUCCACGUCAUCGGCCCCCAGAUCAUCUCUGCAGCCCAGACGCUGGCCCUGCACCCAUCCAGUAAGAUUGCCAAGGAGAACCUGGAUGUGUUCUGUGAGGCCUGGGAGUCCCAGCUCUGUGACAUGGCAGUGCUGCUAAGGGAGAUCAACGACGUGUUCGAGGGCCGCCGAGGUGGGGCUGCCAGUGGUGAUAAGAGAGCCUACGUGUCGCUUCCCAGACCAGGGAAACAUUCAGCCAACCUGAAGACGGUGAAGGCAGUCAAGCUAGAUGCAGAGGAGCAGAGCACCAUAGCCAAGCUGGGUCUAGAGCUGCGUCUUCUGACUUCAGACAUGGACACGGAGGUGGAGAAGUGGGAGGACCAGGAGCAUGACAUCGUCCGCCAGGGCCAGAGCUUGUCCAGCAUGGCCUACUCCAUGUACCUCUUCACCAGGGGGGAGGGCCUACUGAAGACAACCACGGAUCUUUUCCAUCAGGCUGAGGUGCUUUCUGAGGAGGGACUCCAGCUGUGUUCUUCACUACACACUUUCUCCACCCAGCUGAUGGAUGAAGAGAAGGUGGUAGUGCUGUCGGAGAUGGAGAAGCUUAUGGGCUUAUGCCAGCAGCUGCAGAUGGGGGUGAGGACGCCGGUACAGGGCAAGACUGCCACCUUCCAGAAGGUGGAUUCCUCCAUUCAGAACACUAGAGCCAUCAUUACUGUGGUGAUCUACCUCCUGCCAGUCUGUAACAAGAUUGUCAGAAAGUAUAAGUCAGAGAGAAGCAGUCUGGGUUCUCCACAAAGCUGGAGGGACAGGCAGUCGUCCACGGCCGUCAAAGACGACGUGCUCAACGGCAAGAACAGCAACGGCUUCGGGGUCAAAUCCCUUGAGCAGCAUAUGGCCAACCUCACCUUCCUGGAGAGCAAGUAGUCCAGUCCAGCGACCUUUGAUCCCUAACCUGUAUCACCUAUCAGAGUUGGAGCGUACCAUUGUCGACCACCAGGGGGCGACAUACAUGAAACGUCACUCACGCAGACAUAAUGGCAGUGCCCCCACCACUCACACGCGCCUCUGUCAGUGUAAUCAGCCCAUUUGCUUUGUGGUGUAACUGUUACCUGUAGCACAUCUCAGCCAAAUACAGCAGAUGUAAGAACAAAUAUUUUUAAAAAAAUAUGCUGUAAUGAAAUCCAUCGCCAGUGCAUGAUGCCAUCACCUGACAGGUCUUUUAAUCUCCUUUUAUCAAUCCCUGUGAUUUGGGCUGUUAAACCAGCUUUCUGAUUGCCUGGUCCCAGAUCAGUUUUGGCUGUCUUAUCAACUCCUAUGGCCAUUGUCAUGAGGAGUUGGCAGGACAGCCCAAACAGAUCUGGUAGCAGACCAGCUUUCUGCUGUUUCUCUCACUGUUGUACGCCAACCAAAUCCCAUCAUGGUUUAGUAAUUAUUGAGUGAAAUCAAUGCUCUCACUUUGAUGCCAAAUAAGAGAGUAAAUGGAUGGUUUAAUCAGGGUAUUAUGACACUUGGCUUGCUAAUAGACUGAAAAAUAAGGCUCUUAUUAUUGCUCCAUUUCAGCAGAGGCGGAGACAAUUUUAUCCAAUUGACUUUCUACUGUCUUUAGAGUAUUGAAUCACAUUCAGUGUUUGUGGUAUACUGUUUUAUGCAUUUUUCAGAAGACAUGUAAAAGAUUGCUGGCCUAGCGCAUGAGUCAAAUCAACUGUGGUUUAGUAGCUGUUCCUUAUGAAGUGUACUUGUAAUUAAGGUUAUGUCCCAAAUGGCACCCUAUUCAGUGCACUACUUUUGACCAGCGCUCAUAGGUCUCUGGUCAAAAGUAGUGCACCUAGUUUCGCAAAAUAUUUUGGCCCGCGACCCCAUUUUGGUCAGAAUUUUGAUGUAUGUAAUCAAUGUCUGUUUACUUUUUUAAUUGGGGCAACGACAGUAUUACAAAUCAGUCUGACACUACCUUUGACAGUAUUUCAAUCUAAAGAAUGGUUUGAAGUGACUGAAGUGCAUCUUCUGUGUAGAGAAGAACAUGUUAUUUUCCUCCCUGAUGUAGUGCCUGUUCUAAUUAGUCCUGUGUGGCUUGUGGGCAUUGUAGGUGUUCCUGAGAGUCUUAUCUUUCAGUGAUGGGGUCAUAAUAUUUUAUAGCUUAAACCAUUCAAAAGACUGAGCCACAUCUGUAGGAAGAAAACAGAAACAUUAUUAUAACUGCAUCUAGUGGCUACCGGAAGUUACUGAUAGUUUAGAAAACACUAGAAAAUGGUGUCAUUUGGGAUGCAGGCUAAGACUGCCUUGUGGGCUAUUGUGUAUUAUUAUGGUACUUGAAGCACAGAUAUAUACAGGUAACUGCCAAAAUAAAGGAAACACUUGAGUAAAAGUCAGAUACAAACUCUAUUGAAAGCAGGUGCCUCCACACAUGUGUGGUUCCUGAGUUGAUAAAGUAAUUAACUUCCCAUCAUGCUUAGGGAUAUGUAUAAAAACACCCAGUUGCCCAGUAUUUUGGCUACCAUGGCUAGAAGAGAUCUGUGACUUUAUAAGAGGGGUCUCAAAGGAGCACAUUACCAUUAACAAAACACAAAAUUAUGGAAUUUCUAGUGGAGGAAUGGUGUCGCAUCCCUCCAAUAGAGUUCCAGACACUAUGCCAAGGUGAACUGAAGCUGUUUUGGCGGCUCGUGGUGGCCCAUUAAGACACUAUGUUGGCGUUUCCUUUAUUUUGGCAGUUACCUGUAGCUAUAGCCACUGAGGUGACGAUUCUGGUACUACUAAACCUGAAUGGUUAGUGUGAAGACUGCAUAACCAUAUAAAGCUUUAGAGUUGAUUGUGUAUGGCUGUAGCUAAUGUCAUCUUCUGUUGAGUAAAGAAACCACAGAUGUGCAGAAACAGAUGUACUUUUAGACCAUCUAUCCUUUUGACAGUUGAAUGACUGAUAAACAGAACACAAAUCUAAAUAAACAUUAUUUUUCUU
This is a messenger RNA of Oncorhynchus mykiss (rainbow trout), 4569 nucleotides long. It is a transcript of the gene ctnnal1, whose product is annotated as catenin (cadherin-associated protein), alpha-like 1. Gene Ontology annotation, molecular function: cadherin binding; actin filament binding. The record is from RefSeq and is a predicted model, not a curated record. Gene Ontology annotation, biological process: cell adhesion; Rho protein signal transduction. Lineage: Eukaryota; Metazoa; Chordata; Actinopteri; Salmoniformes; Salmonidae.